AUGGAUCGAGUAAAAAGAUUCGACUAUACAGCCUCCGCAUGGUCUGAAGGAUUUAGUUUUGUUACGCCACGACCUGAUGAAGAGAGCAGAUUAUUCGCCUUCAUCGGCCCAUUUCAACCCGCGGUUUGGAUGGCAAUUUUCAUCAGCCUUUUCUUCGUCAUCGGCACAAUGACAUUUUUGACGUGGUUCUACGAUCGUCGUACGAAUACUGUGGGUAUUACUGCGACUGAGGGGGAUACAGAAUCAAACAGUCAGUCCAACGGUGACGUGUCCAUUCGAAGAAGCACGUUCAGUUACAUGGGAUCCCACAUGAUUUAUGUAAUAAAUACAAUGACCAAUCAAGGUGGUCCAGAAGGGAAUAAUCGCACUUCGUUUCGAGUUUUGAUUGGAGUUUGGGUGUUGUGCGCUAUGGUUUUGGUCAACUGUUACACGGGAAUUGUCACUUCCUCCCUCACAACACCGAAGCUCAAGCCGUCCAUAAACACGCUGGAAGAUUUAGCAGCGAGUAAUGAGGUCAAAAUAGUCAUCAGAAGCGACACAUCAACCGGAGUACAAAUUCUGCAAGCAACAUCUGGCAUCUAUAAGAUUCUGGGAGAUCAAGUCCGGAGUGAACCUGAUCGAAUCUUUGACGAUCCUUUUAAAUUGGAGGCAAAAUUACAAACUAGUCGUUUUGCUUAUCCAUACAUGCAUUCUUUCAGCCUUGCUUUUGUUGGUACGCAACAUAAAAAGGAUGGGAAGUGUCGUUUUAAAGUCUCGAAAAUGUUGCCUUUAUCACACGGACACUACCAAUUUUUUUUCAAAAAGGGAAGUUGGUACACUAAAACCAUUAGCAAAGGAGUUUUGGAGUUGUGCGAGACCGGCCUUGUUCGAUUCUUUGUAAAUCAUCUCCCUACCAUACCCAGGGCCGACGAAUGUUUCGCCGAAAAUAAACGCCGAGUCUCCCGUCCUGUUCCCAUCCAGUUAACCGAUUUGAUCAGUGCCUUUCUCAUUCUAGGCAUCGGGAUGGGAUUGGCGACGCUAAUUUUCUUGAUGGAAUCAAUCGUAUCGAGAUGGCGACGCUUUAAACGACGUUAA
Molecule: messenger RNA, 1074 nt
Organism: Daphnia pulex (common water flea)
Lineage: Eukaryota; Metazoa; Arthropoda; Branchiopoda; Diplostraca; Daphniidae
Product: ionotropic receptor 93a-like
Exons: 6
Coding region: 1-1074 (357 amino acids)
Cellular component (GO): membrane
Molecular function (GO): ligand-gated monoatomic ion channel activity
Source: RefSeq, a predicted model, not a curated record